AUGUUGGGUCAUGAUGAAUUUUUGGAAUUCAUUGGACUAGAUAUUGAUGAUUUCACAAGACUUGAAUAUGAUCAAGCAAUAAUAGAUCAAAUCAAAUCAUUUUCUGGUAUUUGGAAUCAAAGCUUCUUGAAUCAAAUUGACCAUAAUGAAUUAAGCAAAAAGGAACUAUCAAAGCUUACAAUUAAUGAAAUUUUUGACAUAGUCUCCAAUUUCCCACAUUCUAUUUGUGCAUUACAAGAUUUGCGACAAUGUAUCGAUCCAUCUCAAAGAGUCCAUUUGGUAAAUUCAUUUACACAGAGUUGUAACAAAAGAUUAUUGCAUGCUGGUAUAAAUACAGAAGAUAUUAUCGUAUCUUAUACAAAUACAAUCAAGUCAUUCUUGCUAAUUGAUCCAAGAGGAGUCUUGUUGGACAAUGCAUCAAGACCUAUUAGAAGAUACCUUAAGGAAAGAGAAGACACCAUCCCAACAAUUGUUAAUGCGCUCUUGAAGCCCGAUGAAAAGAGCAAGCUAUCAAGAUUAUCCGAGGAGCUUACUUCAGUAACUGAGCAAACUGUUGACGAGUUAACAUUGUCAUGGUCACCGGAUCCAAUUGAUGCCCUACCUGAUUUCAAAAAACAAGACAUAAUAGAAUCUUUAAUCUCUAUUUUUGAUACCAAAGAAGUCUUCAUUAGUGAAUUUUCAGAAGUUUUCUCCAAAUCAUUAUUGGCUAUGAAGAAGUACGACAUUUCAGAGAUUUUGUUAAAGUUGCAAUUACUAAAAGCAAAAUUUGGAGAGGGUGAAUUUACCAAUUUAGAUGUUAUGGUUAGAGAUAUUUCUGACAGCAAAAUUGCAAACUUCAAAAUACAUGAGCAAAACCAAAAGAUUUUGAAAGGAUUACAAUUUUCAAUACUUUCAUAUAUGUUUUGGCCGGAACUCCCUUCUGAAGAGUUUAAACUACCUGCAGAUAUUCAAGAACAAAUUGAGCUUUAUUUGGCUGAAUAUUCACGUUUAAAGAAUGGGCGGAAAAUGAGUUGGAUCAAUGCUGGUGUGGUUGAUAUCCAACUUGAAUUGAAAGAUAGAUCACUAGACUUUGAAGUAACCCCUGAUAAAGCAGCUGUAAUAUAUUCAUUUGAUGGAGUGGAUUCUUUGAAGUGGCAACAAAUUUCAGAAAGUUUGGAAAUGGAGGGUGAAAGAGUGAAGGACUGUUUGAACUUUUGGGUCCAUAAUGGCGUUCUCAAAAAAGAACUGGACACUUAUAAAGUUUUAGAGGUACAAGAAGAUAGUCAAAUACCACAGCAUCUUCAAAUGAACCAAACAUCUUCCAGAAAUUCAGCUCAAAACUUUGAAACACACUGGCCAUUUAUAGUUGGAAUGCUCAGUAAUUUAGGAUCCCUUUCUUCAGAAAGAAUACAAUCAUUUUUGUCGAUGUCAGUUCUAAAAUAUAACGCAACUAUUCAAGAACUUGAAAAUUACUUGGAAAAGUGUGUCAUUGAAAACAAACUCGUUAAUGAAGAUGGAAGUUAUAAGCUAUACUCGUGA
Molecule: messenger RNA, 1518 nt
Organism: Hansenula anomala
Lineage: Eukaryota; Fungi; Ascomycota; Saccharomycetes; Phaffomycetales; Wickerhamomycetaceae
Gene: APC2
Product: anaphase promoting complex subunit 2
Exons: 1
Coding region: 1-1518 (505 amino acids)
Biological process (GO): ubiquitin-dependent protein catabolic process
Cellular component (GO): anaphase-promoting complex
Molecular function (GO): ubiquitin protein ligase binding
Source: RefSeq, a predicted model, not a curated record